Messenger RNA from Plasmodium vinckei vinckei, 1740 nucleotides. RefSeq names its product glucose-6-phosphate isomerase, putative. The transcript has a single exon. Lineage: Eukaryota; Apicomplexa; Aconoidasida; Haemosporida; Plasmodiidae. The coding region runs from base 1 to 1740 and encodes 579 amino acids. Gene Ontology annotation, molecular function: carbohydrate derivative binding; glucose-6-phosphate isomerase activity; monosaccharide binding. Gene Ontology annotation, biological process: glycolytic process; glucose 6-phosphate metabolic process; gluconeogenesis. The record is from RefSeq and is a predicted model, not a curated record. Gene Ontology annotation, cellular component: cytosol.
AUGGAUAUAACGAGCUUGAAAAGUUAUAAAGAUUUGAUAGAACUAAGCAAUGAAGAGAAAAAGAAGAACUUAAAGGAUUAUUUAGAGGAUAAGAAAAGGUCUGAGCUUUUAAUAAAAAAAUUUAAAAGUUUAUAUGUUGACUUAUCACGCCAGAGAUACAAUGAAAAUACUCUUAAUAAAUUAAUCGAAUAUGCCGAAGAAAUAAAAUUAGGAGAAAAAAUUGCAAGGACAUUUAAAGGUGAAAAAGUAAACAUUACCGAGAAUAGAAGUGUAUUACAUACAGCAUUACGAGUACCAAUAGAAAAAAUAAAUAGUCAUAAAAUAAUGAUUGAUGAUAAAAAUGUAUUAGAAGAUGUACAUAAUGUUUUAAAAAAAAUAGAAAAUUAUUCUGAAAAUAUAAGAAAUGGAAAUAUAAAGACUUGUACAAAUAAAAAGUUUAAAAAUGUGAUUUGUAUAGGUAUUGGUGGAUCUUAUUUAGGAACACAAUUUGUGUAUGAAGCCAUGAAAUAUUAUUACACAAAUGAGGUGAUUUGCAAGAAUAAGGUUGAUAAUAAUACUUUAGGGACCGAAACUUUUAGCAUACCUUAUGAUGAAGAAAAAAAUUUUAAUUUAAUUUUUUUAGCUAAUGUUGACCCUAAUGAUAUUAAUAGGACUGUACAAAAUAUUGACCAAAACGAAACAUUAGUUAUAAUUAUAUCUAAAACAUUUACUACUGCUGAAACUAUGUUAAAUGCUAGAACAAUAAAAAAUUGGUUAAAACUAAAAAUAAAGGAUGAAAAUGAUUUAAGCAAGCACAUGGUAGCUAUAAGCACAAAUCUAAAAUUAACAGAUGAGUUUGGAAUAGCUAGAGAAAAUGUUUUUGAAUUUUGGGAUUGGGUUGGAGGUCGAUUUUCUGUUACCAGUGCAGUUGGAAUACUACCAUUAUCUAUAGCAUUUGGCUUUAAAAAUAUGACACAAUUUUUAAAUGGCUGUCAUGAUGUUGAUGAACAUUUUUUAAAUACAGAAUAUAGUAAGAAUAUUCCAGUUUUAUUGGCAUUAACUAGUUUUUAUAAUAGCCAAUUUUUUGAUAAUAAAAAUGUAGCUAUAUUGCCAUAUUUUCAAAAUUUAUUAAAAUUUUCUAAGCAUGUUCAACAAUUAGCUAUGGAAAGUAAUGGAAAAUCUGUAGAUAGAAAUAAUAAUUUUAUUAAUUAUAACACUUGUCAAGUUUAUUUUGGUGAACCAGGUACUAAUGGUCAACACAGUUUUUAUCAAUUAAUUCACCAAGGUCAAAUAAUUCCAGUAGAGUUGAUAGGCUUUAAAAAAUCUCAUUUCCCAAUACAUAUAAAGAAUGAGAAAGUAAGUAAUCAUGAUGAAUUGAUGACAAACUUUUUUGCACAAGCUGAUGCAUUAGCAAUUGGAAAAAAUAUAGAACAAUUAAUGGAAGAAAAUAAUAAUAAUAAAGUAUCUAUUGAUAUAUUAAAUCAUAAAGUAUUUAAAGGAAACAGGCCAUCAACUUUAUUACUAUUUGAUGAACUCAAUUUUUAUACAUGUGGGUUACUUUUAGCAAUAUAUGAGCAUAGAAUUGUUGCUGAAGGGUAUUUAUUAAAUAUAAAUAGUUUCGACCAAUGGGGAGUUGAACUAGGAAAAGUUCUCGCCAAAGAAAUAAGAAACUAUUUCCACGACACAAGAAAUAAAAAAAGUGGAACUACAUACCAUUUCAAUGAAUCUACUAAAAUAUUGUUAGAUUAUUAUUUAAAUUAA